Messenger RNA from Selaginella moellendorffii, 2644 nucleotides. RefSeq names its product F-box/LRR-repeat protein 3. Gene Ontology annotation, cellular component: SCF ubiquitin ligase complex. Gene Ontology annotation, molecular function: protein binding. Bases 672 to 2567 code for a protein of 631 amino acids. The record is from RefSeq and is a predicted model, not a curated record. Lineage: Eukaryota; Viridiplantae; Streptophyta; Lycopodiopsida; Selaginellales; Selaginellaceae. The transcript has 8 exons. Gene Ontology annotation, biological process: SCF-dependent proteasomal ubiquitin-dependent protein catabolic process.
UUAACUAAGCCAUUUUUAAAGAGUGGUUUACUCCCCCGAGUUGCUUUUGGAGAAAGAAGGACGCGAGCGAGGAAGGCGAGCCAUAGGCCUCCACCAUGUACGAGCUUUGCGCCUGCGCAGGCGGGCCGCGGCCGUGGGAUGCGCCCCAUCCGACGGUCGCCCGCGUUUGGGGCUUUAGGGAUGGUUGUGGAUGCUUUCUUCCUCGGUUGCGCCCUGGCCGAGCAACGAGCUCACUCACCAAUCAAUCCAUUUGCUUUGCUCUCCUCUUUCCCUUUCGAUCGAUGUCUCAGGUGGGCGAAAUGGGAUCCCUUGAUCAUGGCAUCUAUUCGAUCCACCGCUAGCUCUUCUUCUUGCUCGGCCUAGCCGGAUGGUUCUUAAGUUCGUGGGCUAAAAUAAAAUGUAGGCUGUGUGCUUCUCCCGAUUUUUUUUCUCGUUGUUUUCUCUUUUUUUUUCUUCUCUCUCGCGUGUGUUGCACUCGUAUAAGUAGUUCUUUACGUUUCUUCUUUCUUCGCAGUUCUCUCCAAGAAAUCAAAGAAGGAAUAGAUGGUUUCAGUGAUUCUUGGAGCAUCUCGGUAGAAAGUUGACGAGUUGGGCGAGACACUCUUUAAACCAUCGGUUCUUCCUAGAUCUGUAACAGCAUCGCUCCAUCUCCAAAGUUUUCUCAACCCGAGAUGAGACUCGAGGCCGACAUCUGGAGCUUGAACAACCAUCUCCUCGUCAAGAUCCUGGAGAAGCUGGACGAGGUGGUGGACAGGAAAUCGUGGCGUCUCACUUGCAAGCGCUUCUACGCGGCCGGGGCCGAGUCCCAGAAAACCAUGCGCCUCUUCAACUCGGAGCUCCUCCCGAGAGCUCUCGCGCGCCACACCGGCAUCGAGAGCCUCGACUUGUCCUCGUGCAUCAAGAUCACGGACGAGGAUCUCGCCCUUGUCGGGGAGCUCGCUGGGACGCGCCUACGAUCGCUCGGCCUGGCUCGCAUGGGAGGAUUCACGGUCGCCGGGAUCGUUGCUCUGGCGAGGAACUGCUCCGCGCUGGUGGAGCUCGACUUGCGGUGCUGUAACAGCCUUGGAGACUUGGAGCUGGCGGCCGUGUGUCAGCUGGGAAGCUUGCGAAAGCUCGAUCUCACGGGAUGUUACAUGAUCUCGGACGCUGGAUUGGGAUGCCUGGCAGCCGGUUGCAAGAAGCUCCAAGUCGUCGUGCUCAAAGGCUGUGUUGGUAUUUCGGAUGCCGGGCUUUGCUUCCUUGCUUCCAACUGUAAAGAGCUCACCACCAUCGACGUCUCCUACACAGAGAUCACGGAUGACGGCGUCAGGUGUCUAUCAAACUUGCCGUCUCUGAGAGUGUUGAAUCUGGCUGCGUGCUCCAACGUUGGAGACGCGGGAUUGACCCGUACAAGUACAUCAUUGCUGGAACUGGAUCUCUCUUGCUGCAGAAGCGUGACCAAUGUGGGAAUCUCGUUUCUCUCGAAGCGAAGCUUGCAGUUUCUAAAGCUCGGGUUUUGCUCGCCUAUAACUGGCCAGCUCUUGGAAGCAGUUGGAAAGCUCACACAGAUCCAAACACUUAAGCUAGCUGGCUGCGAGAUCGCCGGCGAUGGGCUUCGCUUCGUGGGCUCUUGCUGUCUUCAGCUAAGCGACUUAAGUUUGAGCAAGUGUAGAGGGGUCACGGAUUCUGGCAUGGCUUCCAUUUUCCAUGGCUGCAAAAACCUCCGGAAGCUUGAUCUUACUUGCUGCCUCGACCUCACGGAGAUUACUGCUUACAACAUCGCAAGGUCGAGCGCGGGACUUGUCAGCUUAAAGAUCGAAGCUUGCCGCAUUCUAACGGAGAACAACAUUCCACUGUUGAUGGAGCGGUGUAGCUGCUUGGAAGAACUGGACGUGACCGAUUGCAACAUCGAUGACGCAGGACUGGAAUGUAUUGCGAAAUGUAAGUUUUUGAAGACUCUCAAGCUCGGGUUUUGCAAGGUCAGUGACAAUGGCAUCGAGCAUGUUGGAAGGAAUUGCUCCGACUUGAUCGAGCUCGAUUUAUACAGGUCGGGGAAUGUUGGUGAUGCGGGAGUUGCGUCCAUAGCCGCUGGCUGCCGCAAGUUGAGAAUUCUAAACCUCUCGUACUGUCCAAACAUCACGGACGCUUCCAUCGUCUCCAUUUCGCAGCUCAGCCAUCUCCAGCAGCUCGAGAUCCGGGGUUGCAAACGAGUUGGCCUGGAGAAAAAACUCCCGGAAUUCAAGAACCUUGUAGAGCUCGAUCUCAAACACUGCGGGAUUGGCGAUCGGGGAAUGACCUCCAUCGUCUACUGCUUUCCAAAUCUCCAGCAGCUAAAUCUAUCGUAUUGCCGGAUCUCCAACGCUGGACUCGUGAUGCUGGGAAAUCUUCGCUGCUUGCAAAACGUGAAGCUCGUCCAGAUCGGGGAUGUUUCCAUCGAAGUUCUCGCGGCAGCACUCCUUUCGUGUGUUUGCCUCAAGAAAGCAAAGCUAUUCUGCAAUGCCUUGCUGAACGAUUCCAUCAACGCUCGCUAUCAGCAACUGGAAGAUCGUGGCUGCCGAAUUAGAUGGAUGAUCAAACCAGAGAGAUAGUGUCUAUGAUUUUUGUAUGGUUGUUAUUCUUCUCGUUGGUACCAGCGAGCAAACAAGAAUUGUUUUUCUUCUCUGUC